This is a messenger RNA of Saccostrea cuccullata (small rock oyster), 728 nucleotides long. RefSeq lists its product as uncharacterized. The transcript is spliced from 2 exons. The record is from RefSeq and is a predicted model, not a curated record. Lineage: Eukaryota; Metazoa; Mollusca; Bivalvia; Ostreida; Ostreidae. Bases 42 to 728 code for a protein of 228 amino acids.
UAAGGGAAUCUUCUGAGAAAUGAUUUUAUUGACUACAAAAGAUGGCCACCUCUGCAUAUUUGUCCACUGAGGAGACAACAAAUGCCAACAGAGCAUGUCGACUGAUCUUAGGUCCAUGCACGGAUGAACUUCGCGAUGUUUUACGACAUUUUGUUCCGCCACAAACUUUUCCAAAUGUCAUCAAACAAAAAGCUUGUUUUCUUCCUCGUUUAACGGGUCCACAGAGAGAUUUAAUUUUACCCAGAAACGGAACCUAUACUGGCAAUUAUGACGAUAUGGAUAUCUCUCUACUUUACUUAUUGCUAAGAAACAUGUGUGGUAUAACACCACAUUUAAAGGGUUGGGGUAAUGAUCCAGAUCCAACUGACUGCUCUCCCUCUGCUUGUAUUGAAACUAUUCGCUUGGCUAGAAAUCAGUGUUUUCAUUCUAUUUCUUCCCUCUCUAACACAGAGUUCAGUCGUAUCUGGUCUACCAUCAGAGCAGCAGUUGUUAAUUUAGACACCUUCCUCAAUAAUGGAUGUAAGUACGAGAGGGAAGUUGAUUUCCUAAGACAUGAAACCAUGGAUCCUCUACGUGACCAGCAUUACAAAGAGGAACUGAGAAAACAAGUAGAAGAAGAUCUGCAGACCAGAGAAAUGGUUACCAAUCUGAAACAGAAGUUUGAAGAAAAUGCUGAAAAAGGUGGAGAGGUUGAGAAAAAUGUGAAGAAGUUGAAUGGUAUGGUAUAA